AUGGCAGGGAGGGACCUGCCGUCGCUUGCUUUCGCUAUUGCACGCUUCCUCCAGAGAGAGAACCGUCGCUUUCCGCGCACCCAUCGCCACCGUGCUGCAAGUCGCCGUCGCCGUCAGGGACUUGGCGCAAGGAGUGGCCCUCGCCGCCGCUUUUUCGCCUGGAACAACCGCCAGAACCGCCGCCGUGGGUACGCACGCCAAGGCAACCGCCCACUCCGUGGGCGAGCACCAACGGUGCACCAGGCUGGACCCUCGGCUCCGGCCACCGCUGCAAACCAUGCUGGGCCUUCGGCUCCGGCUCGGGCCGUCGCCGACUACUACAUCGUACCGACGACUCCGCCGCCAUCUGUCUUCACCAUCCCUCCUAUGGAUUGGCUCCUUGGAGGUCCAUCGGCGCCAUUCCUCGGAGAAGAAGAGAUGUUCCCUUGCGAACUCGCGCCGCCGCCUCUGCCCCCGUACUGUGUGCGACACGGGUUUGAAUCGUGCCCAGCGCGUACGGGCGCACCACCGCGGAAGCCGUCUCCGACACCAUCAGAUGAACUGCCGGAGCACUUCAUGCCUCCUGGAUACGGCCCCGUCCCGGAUCUCCCAUCCCCGACGCCGGCGGCAGCGGGAACCGGCGGCUACCCCUCCAUCCCCGACUUGAACAUCAAAAUCAAGGUUGAAGAAGAGGAGAUAGAGGACCAGGGCUCGUCGUCGACGCCACCACCUUCAUCACCGGCGACACCACCUCCUCCUCCGGCACCGCCUCUUCCUCCGACGCCUCCGCCGGAAGCCCGUCGGAUCCUGCGCCAGUUCGCCGCGGCCAUGGCGCAGAACCGUGCAGCCCUUCGUGGGGCGUGGUCGCCAGAUGCCCUUGGCCUCACCGGCGCCCCUGGGGCGAGCAGCAGCGGAGCAGGCCGUGCUGCGAAGCGGGGCCCACCUCGCUUCCAUUGA
This is a messenger RNA of Triticum turgidum subsp. durum (durum wheat), 936 nucleotides long. Lineage: Eukaryota; Viridiplantae; Streptophyta; Magnoliopsida; Poales; Poaceae. The record is from the annotation of a GenBank genome assembly.